Messenger RNA from Daucus carota subsp. sativus, 3229 nucleotides. RefSeq names its product protein argonaute 4. Bases 184 to 3003 code for a protein of 939 amino acids. The record is from RefSeq and is a predicted model, not a curated record. Gene Ontology annotation, molecular function: protein binding; RNA endonuclease activity; RNA binding. The transcript is spliced from 23 exons. Lineage: Eukaryota; Viridiplantae; Streptophyta; Magnoliopsida; Apiales; Apiaceae. Gene Ontology annotation, cellular component: cytoplasm. Gene Ontology annotation, biological process: regulatory ncRNA-mediated post-transcriptional gene silencing.
AGAGCGUGAGCCGUGAUACAUAUCAACAUCCACAUAUACACACAGACUCACUCUCUAUAUAUACACCACUCCACUCUCAAACGACUCAUCCUAUUUUCACUUUCUCUCUCUACAAGCUCAGUUUGUGUUUGAGUAGCCGACUCUCAAUUAGGGUUUUUCGAUUUUUUCGGAGGAAGUGUGAUAAUGGAAGCAUCUGAUGCAGAAGUUAAUGGAGCUAAUGGUAAUGGUGUUAAUGGGAAUGGUGUUAACGGGACUAACGGUGUUAACGGGAAUGGUAAUGGUGCAGUAGAGGAGGCUUUGCCACCGCCUCCUCCCAUACCUGAAGAUGUUGUUCCCAUUCGUGUAGUAGAAGAUCCUGAGCCGCCUGUGGUGAAGAAGCCUCCACGAGUGCCUAUUGCGAGGCGUGGCCUUGCAUCAAAAGGGAACAAAGUUCAGCUCCUAACUAAUCACUUCAAAGUGAAUGUCACAAAUGUUGAUGGACACUUUUUCCACUACAGUGUUGCCCUGUUUUAUGAAGAUGGACGCCCAGUAGAUGGGAAAGGUAUCGGUAGGAAAGUGCUUGAUCGUGUGCAUGACACUUACAAGGCGGAGUUGGAAGGGAAGGACUUCGCUUAUGAUGGGGAAAAGAGCCUGUUCACCGUUGGAUCUCUCCCAAGGAACAAGCUUGAGUUCACUGUUGUGCUUGAGGACAUGUCCUCUAAUAAGGUCAAAGGGAAUAGCAGUCCUGCUGCUGAUGGAAGCCCCCAUGAGAGCGAUCGCAAGAGAAUGAGGCGCCCAUACCAAUCGAAGACUUACAAGGUGGAGAUCUCUUACGCUGCAAAGAUCCCAAUGCAGGCCAUUGCACAAGCUUUACGUGGUCAGGAAUCUGAGAACUCUCAAGAAGCCCUAAGGGUUCUGGACAUCAUCCUCCGACAGCAUGCAGCUAAACAGGGCUGCCUCCUGGUGCGACAAUCAUUCUUUCACAAUGAUGUGAAUAAUUUUACUGAUGUUGGUGGUGGUGUUCUUGGUUGUCGUGGAUUUCAUUCGAGUUUCCGUACCACACAGGGUGGCUUGUCUUUGAAUAUAGAUGUAUCUACCACGAUGAUUAUUCAGCCUGGACCAGUUGUUGAUUUCUUGAUAGCGAACCAGAAUGCCAAGGACCCAUUCACUCUUGACUGGGCAAAGGCCAAGCGAGUUCUGAAAAAUUUGAGGGUCAAGACAAUUCCAACUAACACUGAGUUCAAGAUUACUGGACUUAGCGAUAAGAGCUGCAAAGAACUUAUGUUUUCGAUGAAGCAAAGAGGUGAGACAGAUGAGAACGGGGAGCCGCUGACGACUGAAUUAUCUGUCUAUGAUUAUUUUGUGAAUGUUAGGAAAAUCUCCCUGAAAUAUUCUGGUGAUCUUCCAUGCAUUAACGUAGGAAAACCGAAGCGACCAACAUAUAUCCCCCUGGAGCUUUGUUCCCUGGUUUCCUUGCAACGGUAUACAAAAGCUUUGACCACUCUCCAGAGAGCCCAGUUGGUGGAAAAAUCAAGGCAAAAACCUCAAGAUAGGAUGAAGACACUUACCAAUGCUUUGAGAAUCAACAACUAUGCUGAUGAGCCUUUGCUGCGUGCUUGUGGGGUUUCAGUUAGCAAUAACUUUACUCAAGUUGAAGGGCGCAUUCUUGCAGCACCAAGGUUGAGGGUGGGUAAUGGAGAGGACUUCUUUCCUCGUAAUGGGCGCUGGAACUUUAACAAUAAGAAAUUGGUGGAGCCCACUACAAUAGAUCGCUGGGCUGUUGUUAACUUCUCUGCUCGCUGCAACAUUCAAGGCCUUAUUACUGAUCUUAUCAAAUGUGGAGGGUUGAAAGGAAUUAAUAUCGCUCGCCCUUUUGAUGUGUUUGAGGAGAAUCCCCAGCAUAGGCGUGCCCCUCCUCUUGUUAGGGUUGAGAAAAUGUUUGAGUCUAUGAUGUCAAAGCUACCGGGUGCUCCACAGUUUCUUCUCUGUUUACUUCCAGAGAGGAAAAAUUCCCUUCUUUAUGGUCCCUGGAAAAGGAAGAAUCUGGCUGAGUAUGGAAUUGUUACACAGUGCAUUGCUCCAACAAGAGUCAAUGACCAGUAUUUGACAAAUGUGCUUCUUAAGAUAAAUGCCAAGCUUGGCGGUCUAAAUUCGAAGUUGUGCAUUGAAAAUUCCCCUAGUAUUCCGUUAGUAUCGAAAGUUCCUACAAUUAUUCUAGGGAUGGAUGUCUCCCAUGGAUCUCCUGGGCAAUCUGAUGUUCCAUCGAUUGCUGCGGUUGUUAGUUCAAGGCAUUGGCCAUUGAUCUCAAAGUAUAGGGCAUCAGUUCGAACACAGUCCCCAAAGGUUGAAAUGAUCGAUUCUUUGUUUAAAAAGGUUGCUGAUGACAAAGAUGAUGGGAUAAUGAGGGAACUUUUGCUGGAUUUUUACACAAGUUCUGGAAAGAGGAAACCUGAUCAAAUAAUCAUAUUUAGGGAUGGUGUCAGUGAGUCUCAGUUUAAUCAGGUUCUGAAUGUGGAACUGAACCAAAUCAUCGAGGCCUGCAAGUUCUUGGAUGAGAAAUGGUGCCCGAAGUUUACUGUUAUCAUUGCACAGAAGAAUCAUCAUACCAAGUUCUUCCAGCCGGCAUCUCCGGAUAAUGUUCCACCUGGUACUGUGAUUGACAACAGGAUCUGUCAUCCGAGAAACAAUGAUUUCUACCUCUGUGCUCAGGCUGGAAUGAUUGGCACCACAAGGCCGACCCACUAUCAUGUUCUGUUGGACGAAAUUGGUUUUUCCCCUGAUGAUCUCCAGGAAUUUGUUCAUUCUCUUUCUUAUGUGUACCAGAGAAGCACAACUGCUAUUUCUGUGGUUGCUCCAAUAUGUUAUGCUCACUUGGCAGCUACUCAGAUGGGCCAGUUCAUGAAGUUCGAUGAUAUGUCUGAAACGUCUUCAAGCCAUGGUGGAGUGACUGCUGCUGGACCCGCUCCUGUGGCUCAGUUGCCACGUUUGCAGGAGAAAGUGUGCAACUCUAUGUUCUUCGUCUAAAGACUGCUGAAUGUUUGAACUUUAGAUGGUCUUUUUAUGUAUAUAUGGUCUCCAGUCUAAACUUCUAGUCAGUUUGAGCAAGUUGUUAGAAUGCUUUUGGACAGCAAGCCUGUAUGGCUUUAGUUUAUGCUGCUUCUAUUUUGCCAGUAUGGAAUUUGGAUGAGAUGCUAAGAGUUUCUGAUCUCGCAGUGUUUUUUGUUAAUGUGCAUGGUACUUCUAGUUGAAA